Molecule: messenger RNA, 1232 nt
Organism: Dothidotthia symphoricarpi CBS 119687
Lineage: Eukaryota; Fungi; Ascomycota; Dothideomycetes; Pleosporales; Dothidotthiaceae
Exons: 2
Coding region: 219-1121 (300 amino acids)
Source: RefSeq, a predicted model, not a curated record
CCCCUACCAACCCUGUUACGCCCGGCUGCCUCGCGAGACGUCAUUCCUGUUGCACACAGCCUCACACAACCCAAACGCGACUCGUAGAUUUAUAUUAACCUAUUUUUACCAACACUCUUUAGAAUCACCGGAUUUUGACCACUCCUCCAUUCAGUACUUUUUUUCAUUCGCAACCCGAACUGUCUCCAAAUUCCAAAAAUUCGAUUUACACAUUCAUCAUGUCCAACGCUUCUUACCAGAGCUUCAUCAAAUCUCAGACUGAGCAGAGAUACCCGCCCUUUUCGGAGCAACUCUCUGCUUUGGAAACCCUCUUUUCCGAUCCAAGCGUCCCGGUUUCUGAAAUCGCAAAGAGAGCUGCUGAUCCUCUUGUCGUAGCGUACAACAAUGCUCCAAAUGGCAGCGGCCCUGAUGUCGCAAAAGCGGCACGCAUAAUGCACUCUCUCAACAUCGCAGUCAGAGAGCUUACAGAAUACAACGACAAAUUGGUUCAGUUGGUCUACGAAAUGCACAACAUUCCUGGUGAAGAAGAUGCUGGCAUAGUCUUCGGGUACUUCAACUCAGAAUGGACAGAAUUCGGCUCCGACUUCAAAUACCCCAGAGAAUCAGACCCAGCCCGUAGUGCCAAACUACAGGAAUGGAUCAACAUGAACUCCUUCUGCGCAAAGUUAUCCCUCAAGGGAGACUCCAAAGUCGACAGACGAUGGGACUCUGACUGGGUCUUUCGAUGCCCUCUUGAGCUGACCCCAUGGGACGACGACAAUUCUGACCUCCUCGAAAACAAGGAUCUGGAACUAGAAAAGUCAAGGGCUCAGUACGAGUAUCAGCUCGAGGAGCGCGAUAUCAAGUCACUGAACUUCUGGAUUCCAGGUGCUGUUGCCUGGAUCAAGAUCAACGGUCAAGGCAUCUACGACAUGACGGGGAACAUGUCCCGCGAGUACGAUUGGGUCAAGACGACCUGGAAGGGGCCAAAGGGUUGGUCGAAAGAGAGGUUUGGGUAUUGGCGAGAGCGGUUUGCGUGGGUCAGCACGGUUGAGACCCUUGAUGGUAGGACUAAGGAGGAUGCAAGAGAAGCCGCAAACAUCAUGAAGAACAUCGAAGAGAAUGCCGCCAAAGGUUCUUAACCAACCCUCCGAACAACGGUCUCUCUGGAAGCAACCUUUGUCAGGUUGAAAUCACUGUGUAUUGAACUUUCUCAAUUUCACAUAGAUAGCUCAUCUUACAACUGUUUCUUG